Knipowitschia caucasica is the source of this 252-nucleotide messenger RNA. Lineage: Eukaryota; Metazoa; Chordata; Actinopteri; Gobiiformes; Gobiidae. The record is from the annotation of a GenBank genome assembly.
AUGGUGAGGGGGGAGGAGGUGCUGAGGAGAAAGAGGAGGAGGUCAAGAGAGGCAUGUGAGGACGGACCGGCUCAUGGUGAGGGAGAAGGAGGUGCUGAGGAGAGAGAGGAAUGUGAGGAAGGACUAGCUCAUGGUGAGGGUGGAGGAGGUGCUAAGGAGAGCGAGGAGGAGGUCCUGAGGAGAGCGAGGAGGAGGUCAAGAGAGGCAUGUGAGGAAGGACUACCUCAUGGUGAGGGGGGGAGGAGGUGCUGA